AUGUCAUUCCUCAAGAGGGUGAAGGCUGCCUUUCGUGGAGAGGAUGCUGAACCCAGAGUACAGAAUAACAGAAGUGGCGACAGCGGUGACAUUCGUGGUUUGUUGCAGAGAAGUUCUUCCGCUGGCAGCCCGAGUAUCUGGCCUGUUCAUCCUGAUGUGCAGCGGGAGAUACAGGAAGGCACACACCUCAACAUGAAGGCUGUUGUGCGGGGAAUGCGUCGCACGGGAAAGUCAACGAUUGUGUCGCGGCUGUGCGGUUACUCCUUCCCUGCCGACUACGCGCCCUCCCCUGAGAUCAGCGCGGGGACCAUUUUCUACCGCGAUCACACCGGUAGGACAGGGGGCGGCGCCAAGGUGGAGCUCUGGGACGUUGUCGACGAGGGGUUCCGAAGAGCGCCACAGGGAAGCAUGACUCUGCCUUCCGUUCUGGCGGACGCACGCUCAAUCGAUGUGUACCGUAACUGUCAUCUGGCCGCAUUUGUUAUUGAUCGAACUCGGAAGGAAACUCUGGAGUAUGCAGUGCGUGAAGCGGGACACGUACCUCCAACUACAUGCGUUCUUUUCAUAUUAAACUUUCAUGACGCGCCCAAAGAAACUCAUGUUGUGCUAGACCGUGAUGUUGAUGCUGCGUGCAAGGCCCUUCGCCGAACGACGACGCCAAUGAUUCUGGCAGCAUCUGCUGGUCGUUCCCCGCCUGAAUAUUUUUCAGUUUCGCCGACAUGGAUGGACAUCAGCGCUGCAACGGGCUAUGGUAUGGAGCUCCUGCGCAAUACCUUUGAAAUUCCUUAUGUGUUUCUCAAGGUGUUAUCAUUAGAGAGUGAGAUACAAACGUAUUUUCAGUUUGUUGAACAGCAUCAGGCUUGGCUGCUCUGUGAGCGGGCAAACCUUCACUUUUUGGCGAAGGAGGAGCGACGGAGUCUGCAGGCAAACGAGUAUCAAGCAGUGAGGGUUGCUGGUGCUCCUCUGCAGCAGGAAACAAACUGCGAUGCAGGUGCAUCGGAAGGGGGAGCUCAUGCCUCCUUGAUAGUCGGAGGUGGCAGUCGUGUGAUACGACAUGUUGGGGGGGAGGAGGAGGAAGAGGAGAGCGAGAACGGUAUUGUGAAGGGCUUUUUUGACGGAUUUGAAGAGGAUGAGGGUGAGGCGGUGGAAAAGGAAAACUUAACGAUGGUGGGGGAAAGAGGUGACGGUGGUGGAGGCAGUAGCCGGAUCUCCAACACCAGUGCCAUGCCAGCAUUAUCAUUAUUACCACCACCACCACCACCAGUGCUGCAACAUGAUGGGACGGGGGUUGCGACUGCUGAAGAAGCUUCUUGCCCGGGAAAUGAUGAGGCGGAACUACGAGCAGAAAAGUUGGGGUGUGCUCUCCUUGAUGGGCUUGAUAGUGCUCUAGAAGUUGGAGGGAAUGAUAACUUGGACGACGCCUUCUUCUUGACGGGUGCAUCGGAGGAGCGUUCCACCACAGAUGCCGCAGUGGAGGAGUGCUCCACCACAGAUGCCGCAGUGGAGGAGUGCUCCACCACAGAUGCCGGGGGCGCACGCAUGGAGGCCAAGGCACAUCCAGGUCUGGAGGUUCCUGUUUGGAAUGCUACGCCUGUGGUGUCGGAGACGUCCUUCAUUCAGGCUGAUGUCAGUGUCCUUUUGCGAGAAAUGCAAAGCGCUCUGGAUGCGGCUCACGUUGAAGAUGGCGUGUCACGUGCUCACCACAGGAAGCAUAAAAGUCACAACCGCCACAGUGAUAAAAAGGGGGUGAGACGGAGUAAAGGCCACGAUGCGACCGAGGGGGAGGGAGGAAAGGAAGAGGAUAAAAAAUUGCCUGAUGAUGGGACAUUUGAAGUGAUAAGGGAGUGA
Messenger RNA from Trypanosoma grayi, 1848 nucleotides. Its product is annotated as putative small G-protein. The transcript has a single exon. Gene Ontology annotation, cellular component: nucleus; cytosol. NCBI's taxonomy places the organism in Eukaryota, Euglenozoa, Kinetoplastea, Trypanosomatida, Trypanosomatidae. The record is from RefSeq and is a predicted model, not a curated record. Gene Ontology annotation, molecular function: GTP binding. Bases 1 to 1848 code for a protein of 615 amino acids.